AUGUGGAAGCUAGCGAAUCUAAGCCCAUUACCUAAGGAAUCUCCGUUAACCGAAUGCGAUCAAUUGAGACCAAUAUCGUUGACUAAUGUUAUUAUGCGACUCUUCGAAAGGAUCAUAUUUCAAGAAGAGAUUCGUCAUCCCUCAAAAUUGAUUAUCGAUAAGAACCAGUACGCUUAUAGGGAAAAUUCGAACACUACUGCAUCUCUGAUAAAGUGCUAGCAUCAUUGGCUAAAAUGGUUAGACGAUAAGGCUAACUUCAUUCGGGUAAUAUCCUUCGAUUUCAGUAAAGCGUUUGAUAGCGUCCCCCACGAUAUUUUAACACAGAAAUUGAAAUCAACAAAUCUUAAUCCUUAUAUUAUCAAUUGGCUCAUUAAUUUUAUAUCGUGUAGGAAACAGAGAGUUACUGUAGAUGGAACUGUUACCAAUUUUGUUAAUAUCAACAGAGGAGUACCUCAAGGUACAGUUCUUGGCCCCUUCUUAUUUUCGUUAAUGGUCAACGACAUUGAAGCCAAACAUCCACAAACGAACAAUUUGGUCAAGUUUGCAGAUGAUUUAACAGUGAGUGUUCCUGUCACAUCGUCUGGUGACUCGGCUUUGGACGAGGUAACUAACAUUGAGAGUUGGGCAAGCAACAAUAGAAUGAAACUCAACUUUAAAAAACCUGGGAAAUGUUACUAUGUACUCGUUCACCUGCCAUACCUCCCCCCCCUUAUUAAUGGAAUACGACGUAAAAAAUGGUUAAAACUACUUGGUGUCACCUUUCAAGAAAACCCACGUUGUUGGGACAAGCAGGUAGAUAGCUUGUUGUCAAAAGCAGCAAAUCGAAUUUACAUCCUGAGAGUUUGUAAAUUCUACGGAUAUUCACUAAAUGAACUUACUAAAUUGUUCGAUUCAUUGAUCCUGUCGUUAUUUUACUAUGCAAUUGAAGUAUGGGGAUCGGCUUUGCAAGCGAAAUACAUUGAUAAAUUCAACAAGUUUCUCAAUCGUGCAUUCCGAUAUGGAUACACUCAGAAUAAAUAUUCAAUGGCCAAGAUGAUUGAGGAGAGGGAUCGAUUAUUGUUCAAUAAGGUCAUGCACAAUCCUGAACAUUGCCUAUAUGAGUUGUUACCAGAAGAACGUCGACGACCUUUAAGAGAACGCGAUCAUCAAUUUAUGUUACCGUUUACACAGAACGUUUUAAACAAUCAUUUUUGAACAAGUGUCUUUUUAAUGACUUUUAGUUUUAAAAUUUUGUUAUAUACGAUAUAUAAUAUUAACUAUAAUGCAUGUAAAUAAUUUAAUUUAGAAAUAAUACUAAAUUUGUAAAUAAUCUAAUUAACAUUUCUCAUAUGCACUGAACGUUUUAAUAAUUACUAUAUAUAUAUUUAUAUAUAUAUAUAUCUUAUAUGCACUGUAAAGAUGCACGUUUGUUGCAACUUCAAUUUUUAAUAAAGACGUAUAAUAAUAAUAAUAAUAAUAUAUUUAAUGCAUCCUUCCGUGAAUGCAAGGUGCCGAAGGUAUGGAAAAUAGCAGAUGUGCCACCUGUUCCUAAAGCCAAAAACAUUAUUGAUUUUAACAAGGACUUGAGGCCAAUAUCCUUAACUUCAACAUUGUCAAAAAUUGCAGAAAAUAUCAUCAUCGUGUAUGAAUUAAAGUCUAAACUACUAAGAAAGAUGGACCCAAUGCAAUUUGGCUUUAUCCCAGCAUCAAACACGACUCUUGCUCUUAUUUCAAUGAUGCAUACCUGCAUGGCUAUAGCUGCACUUGAUUGGACGGGCUCUACAGUAUAAAGAGUCGCUCUACUUGAUUAUCACAAAGCCUUCACCUAGUAGACCACAAUCUACUUGUUGCAAAACUAUCCAAUUAUGAAAUAAAACCAACGGUUGUAAAUUGGAUAGCUGACUUUCUUCGUGGUCGAACUCAGAGAGUUAAAAUAAACUCUGUGCAUUCCCUGGCUAUUCUUAGCAAUAAUAAAUGACCUAUGUAUUACAAAAUCUCCGACUAGCAACCUGUGGAAAUUUGCAGACGAUACUGAUCAUACUUCGGUUUCCGAAGUUAUUCCAAAAGAUCGUGUUAGUUCCCUGCCAGAUAAAGUAGACGAAGUAAAUAAAGGGUCGAAUGACAACAAAUUUCAACUGAACCCUGGUAAAUGCAAAGAGCUGAGGAUAGACUUUACCACGCAACCAUUUACUGAGGAACCCCUAAAUAUAAACGGGAAGCCACUUGAAAUUGUAAAAUCCGCAAAAGUUCUGGGUAUAUAUGAUAGUUAUCAAUCAUUUGAAAUGGAACAAACAUGUAAGCAAUACCGUGGAAAAGGCUUCUAA
Paramuricea clavata is the source of this 2303-nucleotide messenger RNA. Lineage: Eukaryota; Metazoa; Cnidaria; Anthozoa; Malacalcyonacea; Plexauridae. The record is from the annotation of a GenBank genome assembly.